GAGACGUAUCACGUAUGUAAAACUUUUACCUCUACGCACGUUGGAAUUUAAAUUUUAAACAUGCGUGCCUUCCACUAACUCAAGCUUUUGUUCGUUGAUUGAAAUCAAGUUAUAAUGAGAACCAUAACUAUGUGAAUAAUGUGACCAUGUCCUUUCUUACAAUUCGACACCGUUUUCGCACCCUGAAGUGUAGUCAAGUUAAUGCAGCUAAAUAUAAAUAUGCAAUAGCUUAAGUUAAGUCUUCACAAGCAUAAACCCAAUAUUGCUAUGGCCACAAACAUGAAAAUAUGCACUACCUUGUACACCCUUGUUUUCCUCUUCACCCUCUGUCUUUUUUCAUCACAUGCAGCUUUCUCCUCCACUCCAAAUGGCUCAUGCGACACCACACCCUACCCAGCAUUCUGCAAAACUACUCUGCCAGCUUCUCAAUAUUUAUCCAUACAAGACCAAUGCCGUUUCUUCCCUCAGCAAUCCUUAUCAAUCACAAAAACCAUUUUCAAUUUGGUCUCUUCUUAUCUCAGAGACCCCUACACCAUUCCUCAUUCAACAGUGCACGCCCUUGAAGAUUGUCUUAAUCUUUCAGAACUUAACUCUGAUUUCUUGUCCAAUGUCCUCCAAGCCAUUGAAAACACCCUGGCUAGCUAUGAGGUCUAUGACUUACAAACCUUGCUUAGUGCAAUUUUAACUAACCAACAAACGUGCUUGGAUGGUUUUAAAGAGGUAACACCCUAUCCUAUAGUUACCAAUGCCUUAUCAAGUCCUCUUUCUGAUGCAAUCAAACUAUAUAGCACAUCUUUAGCCCUUUUCACCCGUGGUUGGGUUAGUGCAGCCACCACCACCACAGGAAGUUCAACCACGGUUGAGACUAUUAUUAAUAGAAAGUUGCUGCAAACAAGCGUUGACGACAAUGUGGUGGUGAACCCAGAUGGGUCUGGGGAUUUCGCCACCAUAAAUGAUGCAAUACAUGCUGCACCUAACAAUACCGGUACCAACAACGGGUACCAUGUAAUUUAUGUUGUCGCUGGGAUUUACAAUGAGUACGUGUCUGUUCCUAAGAGCAAGCAGAACCUAAUGCUCGUUGGAGAUGGCAUCAACCGCACUGUGCUCACUGGCAAUCGCAGCGUGGUCGAUGGCUGGACCACUUUCCAAUCUGCCACUUUCGCUGUAGUUGGAAAAGGGUUUGUUGCAGUGAACAUAACAUUUCGCAACACUGCGGGAUCCAGCAAGCAUCAAGCAGUGGCUGUGAGAAACGGGGCAGACAUGUCCACGUUCUACAAUUGUAGUUUUGAAGGUUACCAAGAUACACUGUAUGUACAUUCCCUAAGGCAAUUCUACAAAAGCUGUGACAUUUAUGGAACAGUGGACUUCAUAUUUGGCAACGCAGCAGCACUACUCCAGGAUUGUAACAUGUAUCCAAGACUUCCUAUGCAAAACCAGUUCAAUGCAAUCACAGCACAAGGCAGAACAGAUCCAAACCAAAACACUGGCAUCUCCAUACAAAACUGUUGCAUAAUAGCAGCCAGUGACUUGGGUGAUGCUACCAACAAUUAUAAUGGGAUAAAGACAUAUUUGGGUCGGCCUUGGAAGGAGUAUUCGAGGACUGUUUACAUGCAAUCUUUCAUUGAUGGCCUAAUUGAUCCAAAGGGGUGGAACGAAUGGUCAGGGGAUUUUGCUUUGAGCACGCUGUAUUAUGCAGAGUUUGCUAACUGGGGACCUGGUUCUAACACUAGCAAUAGGGUCACAUGGGAAGGUUACCAUCUCAUUGAUGAAAAGGAUGCAGAUGAUUUCACGGUGCACAAGUUUAUUCAAGGUGAGAAAUGGCUGCCUCAGACAGGAGUGCCUUUCAAAGCUGGGUUACAGUGAAUAAUUUUGGUGCUGCUUACACACUUCAACUUGUGUUCUGAUUGAAUUUAUUGUAUCAAAGAGAUACCUUAUGCAUCUAUAAAUACCUUUAUAUGUA
Messenger RNA from Glycine soja, 1960 nucleotides. Its product is annotated as pectinesterase-like. Gene Ontology annotation, biological process: cell wall modification. Gene Ontology annotation, molecular function: pectinesterase inhibitor activity; pectinesterase activity. Lineage: Eukaryota; Viridiplantae; Streptophyta; Magnoliopsida; Fabales; Fabaceae. The transcript has 2 exons. Bases 268 to 1863 code for a protein of 531 amino acids. The record is from RefSeq and is a predicted model, not a curated record.